Ooceraea biroi (clonal raider ant) is the source of this 2604-nucleotide messenger RNA. RefSeq lists its product as uncharacterized. The record is from RefSeq and is a predicted model, not a curated record. Lineage: Eukaryota; Metazoa; Arthropoda; Insecta; Hymenoptera; Formicidae. Gene Ontology annotation, cellular component: plasma membrane. Gene Ontology annotation, biological process: protein localization to plasma membrane.
UUACUAUGUCAGUGGGAAAAAUACAUGUAAACAGAUCUAUUAUCUACAACUGUGCUUCUUUCCUUUUCUUGCAAGUGAAAUUUUUAAUUGAGAUUUGCUAGACAUCGCUAUCGAUGAACAUUGUUUACGAAAGUACUAUUGAUGGAAGAAAACUAAAUCGGAAUUCUUUAAUGCGAUAAAAGCUGCAAUUUCAUGUCUCUAUUACGAGUUCCUUGAAAAAUUGAAAGUCAGAAUUUAACCUGCAGAAAUAUGCGUUCCAGUUCGAUAUUACUCCAUAGAUCUUUAUUUUAGCUUGAUUAUUUUACGCAUACAUAUACACACACGCACACAUAUUCUUUUCUUCUACACAUAUAUAUUAUUUUUUAGCUUAUUAUCGCUUCCAUAAUAAUUGUUUUCAGUCGUAACAUUUUUCUGUGUCUUCCAGGAGUUCCAACAUUAUCACAUUUGACUUAGCAUCUUUGUCGAGAAAUUUCCAGAAAAAUCGGUAAUGAUCACCGAUACGGAACUCACGCGGAGGCUGGACGAGAUUUCUCUCGCUCUCUCAGACGUCUCGAUGCAGCAAGAUAAAAUCCUGGAUAAAAUCAUAAAAAUCGUCAGAAACACGACGAGAGAACAAUUGUUAUCCCGCGAUCCUCGCGUGCUCAUCACGUGCGUUUUAAGAAUUCUCUUUCAGUACGAAGACCUGCUACACGCGGAGCGAUUAUGCGAAUGGAAACGUCGGCGAAGGUUUAGGCUCGCCCGAAAUUGCUAUCACGCCCUACUGACGAGUUAUUUGCCAAAAAAAUCGCACGAGGUCGUACAAACAAUCGUGACGACCAUUUACCGGGACCGACUCUGGGAGUUCGAGACCUUCUGCUUCGAGAUAACGUGCAGUCUGCUGGACGUUGGCACAACUAACGGUGGCUCGAUCAUCAAUCUGAUCAUCAACCUAAUUUGGGAGAAGCUAACGUCGCCGGAACUCGAUGUCGAGGAAGCCCGCGGCGUUCUCAGACUGUUGUACGAGUUACUGGACCUGCACGAGUGGCCGGCGACGCAGGAAACGGUAGCGACGAUAGAAAAGAUACUCAAUCUAUUUCAGAUGAGCAUAAUCAACGCACAGUCAGUCAAAUUGAACUUCCUUCUCCCGACGCCGCCACCGUCGCUCGCGAAACUCAGGAAGAGCCUGGAAGUCUGUCUGAGGAACACUAUAAAGCAUCUACCAAACGAUCAGCUGUUGAUUGUCGUGCAGCGUAUGUGCGCCUGGUCAGUAAUCGCGGACAUCACUGACGAGAUCAUCUUGGAGUUUGGUAGCAUCCUGGAGUACGCUGCUUACACGCAUCAGGCUGGUCUCUUCGAGCAGACCUUUACCACGGUGAUCUUCCCAUUGCUGAUGCAGAUGAUAGGAUCGUCCAGCCGGCUGAUCAAUCUGCUGGGCAAUCGCGUGCUACAGUACCUGCUGGAUCGCAGGGACAAUCGAGCGAUCUUCGACACGCCCAAGAUUUUUUUUGAACAUACGCGCGUCUAUGUGCGAAUUGGGGCUUGCCGUAAGGAGGACCGAUUAUUCUUCAAGCUACAUCGCGAAGUACUGCACGACAGUCUACUGAAGAGUCUGCUGAACCACUGCGACUCGCGAAUGAAUCUCGAGACUACGUACUGCACGGUGUGUCUGAUCGCUGUUGAGGUACCCUGCGGCUUCACGGCCGCUGCCAUAGUAUGCCUCGCUAUGAAUCUGCAGGAAGUCAUCUUGCAACGACAGAAUGAUCAGCUAGAGGUGGCCUGCCACGUACAUGCCACGAUCAUCUCUAUCAUGUCCCUUUUAUGCUGGAUACACAAGGCCAAGGUGUUUUAUAAUUAUGUAAAUAGGAUCAUAAUGGAGAGAGCUCAAUGGGCACCGCAGCUGAAUCCUCCUAUCCAGUCCCAAUAUAAUUUCGCGGUGCAUCAUGUUCUCUGCAACAAGUCGGAAUUGUUCUUCGUGGAUUGGGAGGCGCGCUAUGGUCUCUGGAAGUGCUUCCGUCUUGCCGAUGGUCACGACGGCACUUCGCUGAUCGCCUGAUUGCGUUGUAAAAUUGUCAAAAUGUAAAUUUGACAAUAUGCAAGCAUGAGAUUACAGAAGCCAAGGAUUAUUGAUAAUUCAGAAUACUCAUGAAUAUAUAGUACGUAAUAAAUCUUUACAUUACUCGUAUCAUUUAUGUUACAUUGUGUAACGCUGUGCAAUCGAGAGAAAGUCGCACUGAUAUAUAUAUAUAUAUAUAUAUUUAUGCAUAUACACUACCGUACCUACUUUAAUGGAUUGAUAGAGUAGCGGAAACCGCGGCGCCAUUGCGCAAAGUUGCAUGCACGCGCGCGCCGCCAUCUCGGGGCGCGCCAGAGAUCGCAUGAUUUAUGGCGCACUGGUUUUGUAAUUCGCAAAUAACAAAGUGACUCAGACUUGUCGGCCGUAACGAGAUUGUCGUUGACUUUGCACUUUGCAGAUUUUCCGCGAGAUUCCCGUGGAGAUGCGGGCGGAACUCGGACGAUAAAGUCUUGAAGCGAUCGCUCAGGAUUGAUCGUUUCGUCAUUUCGAUCGUGACACACGAACGAUUUGACACUCUGACGCUACGCGAGGAACUUGUCACGGCACAACAA